GUAAAAUGCCAAAGACCAAGAAUUCAAAGAAAGAAGCUAAGCUUUCAAAGAAAGAGCUUAAAGCCAAGGCUAAAGCCCAAGAGGUUGAAGAGUCUUCUGAUAGCGAUAGCGAUAGCAUUGUUGAGGAACCUGUCAAGACUAAGAAGACCAAGAAAACACCAGUUGUCUCAAAGAAGGUUGCCAAGAAAGCCCAGCCCUCAUCAAGCGAUAGUGACUCAUCUGACAGUGAUGAAGCUCCAGCUGCUGGAAAGAAGAGAAAGCCAGACACAGUUAAAGCCACUACUAAGAAAACUAAAGUAGAGGAGAGCCUUAGCAGUGAUGAAUCUGAUAGUGAAAAUGUAGAUGUUGUUGCUCAACCUUCAAAGAAGGCCUCUAAGAAAGCUGUUCCAGCUAAGAAGGAGUCUAGCGAUUCCGACUCUGACUCAUCUGAAGAAGAAGUCAAAGCACCAAAGAAGGUAGCAAAGAAGGCCAAGAAGGCUGCUCCAGUAAAGGAGUCUAGUGACUCUGACUCAUCUGAUGAGGAGGAAGCUCCAAAGAAGGAGACCAAUGCAAAGGAAGAAGCUAGCGACUCUGCCUCAGACUCUUCUGAGGAAGCUCCAGCAGCUAAGAAGGAAGCUGCCAUUGAGUCUAGCUCUGCUACUGAAGAUAAACCUGAAAAGGAAGGAGAUGCUGAGAUGGAGGGAGAAGAAGAGAAAGAAGACACUUCAGCUCAGGGCCCAACUGAACUCUUUGUUGGAAAUCUCUCUUGGAAUGUUGAUGAUAGCUAUUUGGAAGAGACCUUCUCUCAAUAUGGAGAAAUCACCAAAGCCAGAGUGCUUAUGAGAGAUGGAAGAUCUCAAGGAAUUGGAUUUGUUGAAUUUACUACCCAUGAGUCUGCUAAAAAUGCUCUUGAACAAACUAACGAAGCUGAGCUUGACGGAAGACAAAUGAGAGUUAAUUUCUCUGCAGAUAAACCCCAAAGGAACCAACAGCGUCAGUCAAACCCAGAUGCUGAAGGAUCUACCUGUAUCUUUAUUGGUAAUGUUGGGUUCAACACUACCAAAGAAACACUUUGGGAUUUCUUUUCUAGCUAUGGUAGCAUCACUGACUUGAGAGUAGCUCAUGACCGUGAAGGUAACCCAAGAGGGUUCGCUCAUUGUGAGUUCUCCACUCCUGAAGAAGCCAAGGCUUCCUUGGCUGCUGCUGGAGAGCAAGUAGAAGGCAGAGCCUUGAGAAUUGAUCUCAGCGCCCCAAGGAACAACAAUGGAGGAGAUAGAGGUAGCUACGGUGGUGGCAGAGGUGGCUUCGGUGGAGGCAGAGGUGGCUUCGGUGGAGGCAGAGGCGGCUUCGGCGGCGGCAGAGGCAGAGGAGGCUUCGGUGGAAGAGGCAGAGGUGGCUUCGGAGAUAGAGGAGGUCGCGGACGCGGUGGAAGAGGCGGCCGUGGCAGAGGUGGAUUUGGAAAACCACCAGCUGGAAGAGGAAACAUUGCUGAAUUCCAAGGAAAUAAAAUGAAGUUCUAAUUAAUUCUUAAUGGAGCAUAUUUUCUUUA
Molecule: messenger RNA, 1528 nt
Organism: Moneuplotes crassus
Lineage: Eukaryota; Ciliophora; Spirotrichea; Euplotida; Euplotidae
Source: the annotation of a GenBank genome assembly